CACGGUGCGAGGUGCAGGCUUAAGGAGGAGUGGGUCUCGAAGGAGUCUUCUUCGAAUAGACAGAUAGUCGUGGACACGGAGCGCAUACUCGGGUUCACCUGGUUGCCCGAGGAUAACUAAUAAGCCGGGACUGUUGCAGUUUAGUCGUACGGAGUGUGGAGAACAGUUUCGGAAUACAGAACCAUAACAGCUAUGUGAUCUAAAGUAAAAAUUAAGCUCGAUGGGAGAGACAAAAUAUGACAAAAAGCAAGCCGCGCAGUAAACUUGACCGGAAAAUUAUAAUAUAACAUGACAAUUAUCAGUAAAGAAAAAAAAAUCGUCAAGACAAUCGUGAAGGUGGCUAAUUGUUCGUUGUAAUCGUAAUAUCAUCGAUGUUGGUGGUGUUUUUGAUAACUUAAUAAAUAAAAUACUUCGCUUUCACCGCAGAACACGAACGGACGAACGAAUUUCUUAUACGAGAUAUACUUAUCCUACUGUCUCUUCAGCUGUUUAUAAGUGAAAGAAAGUUCCUUGAGAGAAACCUGUGUGAAGUUAACCCGGUGGAUUAGCCUCAAUUAUUACAACUGUGGUGCAAUGCGUGGGACGACAACAUGUUGGAUCCAGAUAAUAUUUGUCGCUUGUGUAACUUCAUUGCCUGGCCCGGCAACGAUUAGCCCAGUAGAAGCAGUCAGCACAGAUUCAAGCCCUGCGUUAACGUUUUCCGAAAACGUGGAAGUGACGGAGGGCCGAAGAUUCGAUGCAGAAUACGUGGUGAGCGGGAAAACAAACGAAACUGAUGUGUCGUCGACGGUGAGGAAGAGGCGAUACGUUCGCUUUCCGUCGAACAAUCCAUACAAGUUCGAAAUUCCCGGAGCGACAAACGGCCCCUUCGUCAAAUCGUACCUCGGACGACAAUUGCCGUACCCAGUUUGGCCGGAGUACAAAUCUGUAUGGCGAAAUCCCGUCAUGGGGCAUCGGACACCCAGACUAAUUUUCCGUGACGAUUACUCCAGAGGCACUCCUGGUGGUACAUCCAGUUCUCCAUUUUCCUCCAAUCAGCUACAAGAUUUGGAUGACACUUUCAGAGUUUCAGAUCAAAGAAAGCAGAUAUCAUUCAAUGAGUACCCAAGACUAGAUAUAGAAUGCGGAAUAUCCGUUUCGAAGCAAACGGCACAGCGAAGAAUCGUGGGCGGAGACGAAGCUGGUUUCGGUAGCUUCCCAUGGCAGGCCUACAUUCGAAUCGGUUCCAGCAGAUGCGGCGGUACGCUGGUUAACCGAUUUCAUGUCGUGACGGCCGGUCACUGUGUCGCCAAAGCGUCUGCCCGACAAGUUCAAGUUACCCUUGGAGAUUACGUUGUGAAUUCAGCGGCUGAACCGCUGCCGGCGUACACGUUUGGUGUGAGAGACAUCCGCGUUCAUCCAUACUUCAAAUUCACACCACAGGCGGACAGGUUCGACGUGGCUGUACUCCGGCUGGAUAGGCCGGUUCAUUACAUGCCACAUAUCGCACCGAUUUGUCUGCCCGACAAAAACGAAGACUUCUUGGGACAGUACGGCUGGGCCGCCGGCUGGGGCGCACUUCAAGCUGGUUCUAGAUUACGCCCAAAAACAUUGCAAGCAGUCGAUGUACCUGUGAUCGACAACAGAGUGUGCGAGCGAUGGCAUCGUUCGAACGGUAUAAACGUUGUAAUUUACGAUGAAAUGAUGUGCGCCGGUUACAGCAGCGGUGGAAAAGACUCUUGCCAGGGUGACAGCGGAGGCCCGCUGAUGCUGGAGAAGACCGGAAGAUGGUACCUGAUCGGUAUAGUUUCAGCCGGAUAUUCCUGCGCCCAACCUGGCCAACCCGGAAUUUAUCACCGAGUGGCCAAAACUGUCGACUGGAUAACGUACAUCAUGAAUUCGUAGCAUUAGGAAGAGUUUGACAAUGAUAUGAUACAUAAGUAGAUAAAUUUUAACAAUUUCCAUUAUAAAUCACACGACAGCAUUUCACAACUCGUUAAUACCAUACGUUUAACUAAUAAUUGCAAAG
Molecule: messenger RNA, 2008 nt
Organism: Diprion similis
Lineage: Eukaryota; Metazoa; Arthropoda; Insecta; Hymenoptera; Diprionidae
Product: serine proteinase stubble-like
Exons: 9
Coding region: 574-1884 (436 amino acids)
Biological process (GO): proteolysis
Molecular function (GO): serine-type endopeptidase activity
Source: RefSeq, a predicted model, not a curated record